AUGAGUCUGAUACCUCAAAAGAAUAGCGAUAUCGCCCAUUCCCCCACCAUGAUUUACUCGGCAGUAAAAUCCUCAACUCUCCGUAGAGUGCGCCCACUUUCCGGAAGACACUCGACCUUCCUUCUGGACCACAAGAUAGGCACCGACAUCGUCUUCCCUACGGCAGGAUUCUGUGCCAUGGCUAUCGAGGCAAUCUAUCAAUGCACUCAGAUGACUCUGCCAGUUGAGGGGGUAACUCGGGCAGGCCAAAUACGCUACCGACUCCGAAAUAUUAGGUUUGACAAGGCGCUUAUCCUCGAGGAGGGCGUGCCAGCGAAACUCACUAUCACACUCUCCCCCCAUCCUAGAACCAAGAAUUCUUAG
Molecule: messenger RNA, 363 nt
Organism: Penicillium odoratum
Lineage: Eukaryota; Fungi; Ascomycota; Eurotiomycetes; Eurotiales; Aspergillaceae
Product: Acyl transferase/acyl hydrolase/lysophospholipase
Exons: 2
Coding region: 1-363 (120 amino acids)
Source: RefSeq, a predicted model, not a curated record